AAGUUAUCUAAACAAACAAGACCAUCUAUCCGCCCUAUUUUGUGAACUUCGUGUUAAAUUGAGUUUCCCCUAAUGUAGAGCACGAUAAAACCCUUUCAAUAGAGUACUGGGUCAACUCAGCAAUAUCUUCGCCUAAACUGUCGUCUGCGCUACAUUUAAGGAGUGAAUAAUGAACGGUCUGAUAGAAGCGCUGGCUAAUGGCGGGACCCUGGUGGUGGCGGAAGGAUACAUGUGGGAAAUCGAGAGGCGCGGCUAUCUUCAGCUUGGGAACUAUCUACCGGAAGUCGUUCUUGAUCAUCCGGAAGUGAUCAAGCAACUCCACGAGGAAUUCGCGCAUGCCGGAAGUGACGUCAUCGAAGCUUUUACGUACUACGCACAUAGAGAGAUGUUAAAGCUCCGAGGCCGGGAGGAGGAUCUAGAAAAGCUCAAUCGCACGGCGCUCAAGAUGGCGCGAGAGGUGGCGGACAGGCACGGGAAACUCAUGGCCGGUAACGUCUCCAACACGCCUCUAUACGAGCCGGAUGACCCGAAGACCCACGAGGUCAUCUACGCCAUGUUCAAGGAGCAGGUUCAAUGGGCGGUGGAGGAAGGGGCGGACUUCAUCAUCGGAGAGACGUUCGGUGCCUACGGGGAGGCGGAAAUAGCGCUCCGGGCAAUCAAAGACUGGGGCAAAGGGCUUCCAGCGGUCAUAACCAUAGCCGCCUAUGUCCCGGAGCGCACCACCGACGAUGUCCCCUUACCGGAAGCUUGCAAGAAGCUACAGGACGCCGGUGCGGCGGUGGUUGGUCUUAACUGUUCCAGAGGACCGGAAACGCUCAUGCCUCUGAUUAGGGAGGUUAAAAAACUGUGCACGGUACCGAUAGCUGCACUGCCGGUUGCAUACAGGACAAAUGCAGAGGAGAAAACAUUCUUUGCAUUGCGGGACCCGAAGUCAGGCAAGCGCGUUUAUCCGGACAACCUUGACUGCGUGCGCUGCAGCCGCGAGGACGCCCGAAAGUUCGCAGAGGAGGCGCGUGCCGCGGGCGUCCAGUACAUUGGCCUCUGCUGCGGGAAUGCGCCGAAUCUCACGCGGGAGCUCGCCGAGGUGUACCGGAAGGAGCCACCGGCGUCGCGGUUCCGGUCUCGCAUGGAACUCAGUAUGGUGUUUGGUGACAAGGCCAAGGAAUACGGAGCCGAGAUGUCCACGACGGCGAAGUGGAUGACGGGCGAUGGCUUAUAAGUUGGCGUUGUUGUUUUUGUUAUUGUUUUAAAUGUGCAAUUCAAAGUUGUUUACCUUUGCAGGCAAUUAUUUGCUACGAUGCAAGAUAAGACAAAUUUGAAGAUUUUUUGCCGUAAUCCAGUUUGCGCUGUUGUUGUUUGUUAUCUAAAACAGGUUUCAUGCAUAAUAAACAUAGGUAAACGUAAA
Molecule: messenger RNA, 1405 nt
Organism: Dreissena polymorpha
Lineage: Eukaryota; Metazoa; Mollusca; Bivalvia; Myida; Dreissenidae
Product: betaine--homocysteine S-methyltransferase 1-like
Exons: 7
Coding region: 170-1219 (349 amino acids)
Molecular function (GO): methyltransferase activity; zinc ion binding
Source: RefSeq, a predicted model, not a curated record